CCCGGACAUCAGCACCUCGGACAGCGCGUGCGGCGGACGGAGCGCAUCUUCCCUCGGCCGCAGGGGGAAGGAAGGUGUUUUUGGAAGGAAACUGCUGUGUGUGUGUAACUAAACCGACGAAAUAAGUUCCCCUUUGACCAGACGUGCCGGAAAUGAACAACCGGCAAUCCAAGUUUAAACACGAAGGAGGUCGGUGGACACGUCGCCGCAGCCUGCAGGUUAUCGUCUCACUGCUUCAAGGAGGCCUUUCAUUACAGAUGUGAGCAUGAUGUGUCGCUGUGUUUUAACAACCCGGAAGACACGUCUGCGGUCUGCUGUCGGCUCUAUUUUUUGUGUUUGCAGGAGUCCAUGUCUGACAUUUUUUCUCCGUCCUCUUGCUUUGUUGGCGCAGACGCGUUUGGGAUGAACAGAGAACUGUGAGCGCAAGUUGUCGUGGAAUGGAUUUGAAUGUGUUCGUCUGAUUGUCUCCUCUCGUAUCCAUCUGUGAUACGCAAAGCUGCUCCUAACUUUGUAUGCCGGGAUGUCGAAGGGACGAAAACACCCUAAGUCUGUCAAAAAACAAAUAUACGAGGGGACACUGGUGACUUGGUGGAUGGACUGCGAGACAACAAAGGACCCGCGCUCUGCUGUCGCAUCCAACCAGUAGGUAAAUGGAGGAACUGAAAUAUCAAUCGGCUUUGACUUAGUUGUUAAUAGGAUUUAAUAUCAACCCUAACCACCAGACACUGUCGCUGCUUUUCCGCUUGAAGAUGAAUAGACUCCAGAAUUUUGUCGCCUGCUGAUUUAUAAACACCAAGAGGAACAGUGGGUCGCUUAUAAAUUAAAAAGAAGACACGGGAGAAUUAUAUUGGACCAUCUGACUGUAAUGCUGGUGGCUCACACUUCCAGCAUCCAUUGGCUCUGGCCAUGAGAAAUAAGGCUUCCCGAUUGGCUGGAUUGCGGUGCACAUGCUAUAACAACAGGAUAUGCAAAGAGCUAUGGGCUAAUGGGAUGGGAUGAUAGCCUGUCGGGCUUCUUUGGCCGAAGUCUCUCUAACUUAAUAGGAUAUACAUUUUCUAAUUGAAUCCAAUGGUUUAUUAGCCGCAAUAGUAACAACCGACCCAACCGUAAUAGUAAUGUUGAUUAGACUUCAUGAUGGACCAUCCACUGUCGGGCUGAAGGCUGCUCGGUCUCACGGAGCGGUUGUGCCUUUGUAGUAAAGCUGCAGAAGAAUGUUUAAGUAUCGCAUCUGGGUGUUUUUCAAUGAACUCAAUGUGCUGUUACUGAUGCGCUCUGGAUCAAGCAGGAGGACCGGCACGGGCACAGACCCGGACACGCGCACCGGGAUGCGAGGGCUCGCUAUAGGAGGCUGCGGUUGGCCACCGCUGUACUGCUCUCACCGGGACGCCGAGGAGGACUAUUAUGGGUCUGACUCCCGGCCACGCAGCGUGGAAUUGGGGGAUGCCGAAGAAGACAACCCCGAGGGAAGAGGCCUGGACGCCGCGUCCCUCCCGAGUCUCUCGGAGAGCGGGACGCGAUCACCGCAGUGCCGGAUCUGCUUCCAAGGACCGGAGAAGGGAGAGCUGUUGAGCCCUUGUCGCUGUGCCGGCUCCGUGCGUUGUACUCACCAGUCCUGCCUUAUCCGCUGGAUCAGUGAGAGAGGCUGCUGGAGCUGUGAGAUCUGCUAUUUCAAGUACCAGGUCUUGGCCAUCAGCACCAAAAACCCACUUCAGUGGCAGGCCAUCUCUCUGACUGUCAUUGAGAAGGUGCAGAUUGCAGCCAUCGUCUUGGGCUCUUUGUUCCUCAUCGCCAGUCUUUCCUGGUUGGUGUGGUCUUCUCUCAGCCCUUCAGCCAAAUGGCAGCGGCAGGACCUUCUCUUCCAGAUAUGCUACGGCAUGUAUGGCUUCAUGGACAUAGUUUGUGUUGGCCUUAUAAUCCACGAAGGGUCGUCUGUUUACCGGAUCUUUAAGCGCUGGCAGGCGAUGAACCAGCAGUGGAAAGUGCUGAAUUAUGAGAAAGCGAAGGACCUCGGUGACCCCAGCAGUUGCAGCAGUAAAGGUCGUGUUGACAGGGACUCAGGCAGCGGACAAAGGGCGAGUCGACCUGUCCGGACUAUUCUCAACCACCAUUGUGGCUAUACCAUUUUGCACAUCCUCCGCCAGUUAAGACCCAACAGUCUGCGCAGAGCCAACCAUGAGGUGGUAAUGAGGGUGACCACUGUAUGAAGAAAGGGUCGUGCAGACAAGUGCUCCAAAGUUUGAGGAGGAGAUUAGUGUUGGAUUGGAUUUCAUUAAAAAUAAAUUCCUGUCUGCCACAUAAACACUGCCGUAAACAUUUUGGGAAAAAAAGCUUUGAUUCAUUAAGCUAUCAAGCAUUUUUUGAACAACCAUGAGCAAUGUUGACAAAAUGCCACCAAAAUGUUUUCUUGUAAUGUUUUGCUUUCGAAACGAAAACAAAAAAGUGAUUGCCAUCAACUUCGAUUUGGAUUGUACUGUAAAAAAGAGUUUGAAAGUGAACAUAAUUGUGUUCCUACUCAUGUGACCAUGACAAUGGCCCCAGGCCCACUAAUUUAGUCAACAUAUUCCUAAAGGUCCACUUCAACGGAGCCAAUAUCAAAAAGCCCAAGAAAACAAGGCACAAUUGCUUCAAAUAUUAAAUCCUUAGUGUACAAUUAAUGUUUUGUAUUAAAAACUUUUGUUGAUAUCAAAAUUGAA
Messenger RNA from Gasterosteus aculeatus aculeatus (three-spined stickleback), 2693 nucleotides. Lineage: Eukaryota; Metazoa; Chordata; Actinopteri; Perciformes; Gasterosteidae. The record is from RefSeq and is a predicted model, not a curated record.